UUUUAAUUUUUAACUCAAAUUGUACUGUAUUGGCAUUGAGUUAGUGGUGAAAAAUUGUCUUUUGAGAUGUAAAGCCAUUUUCUUCAACAAUAACAGAAAGCAGGGGAAAAAAAAGUCCAUGAACAACAGCUAGACUAGGGAUGUUAAGCAAUUAAAAAUAUGUUUGCAGAAUUCAUUAAUGAAUAUAAAAGAAAGCUUCUUUCCUAUGCCCCUGAUAUCCUUCAAAGAAGGCCAAGAACUAAAAAAACAAUUUUUCUCUCUUUCUAAAGCUUUCUACUUUUUCUGAUUCAAAUAUAAAAAUGAUGUUCUUUGAUGAUCACAAUAAUAAAUAAUAAAACCAAAUGCAUCAUAUUGUAAUCCCAACAGAUGAGGCAUACUAAACAAAGAAUAAAAAUCUCCAGCAAAUGGGGGUUCCUGCAAUUGUAAAUUCAUUUCAUUUCUCUGGUACCCAUUUCUUCUUUUUUUUUUUCCCUAUAUAUCAUCUCUUCUCUCUCUUCCUUUACUUCAGAUGUUAGAGUUUGUGUUACUGUUUAAGCUCUACAGGCUGUAAACUUUCCUUUUUGUUCUCCCUUUUUAUUGACUUCAACCUCUCUGGUAAGCAUCUCCUUUUUCACUCUCUACUUCUCUGCCUCUCUCUCUGUAUGUAUGCUUUUGUGUUUCUGUUCAUUUAUCUUUGUGUGUUUGUUGUGUUAUAGCUAUGUUUUGAUCAUUUCUGGAUACCCCUUUGGCUGUUUUCUUUUUAUAUGUUUCUUCAUGAAUGGAUGCUUGUCUGCAUAACUUUUUUCAAUCUUCAUCAACUCAUGUUAUAGAUCUUUCUUCCUGGUCUGUUUUGCCUGAUUCAAUUUGAAUUUCUAUCUAGGAUUCUGCUCAAAGAUUAAAACUUUUGCAUUGCAAGCUCUGCAUGUGGAUUCUUGCUGUCUUUUGAAUGUUGAUGAACUCAUGAUGUGAAAUACUUCAUCCCAAGGAUUUUUCCCUUUUCUUUCUUUACAAAGAAUACAAGAUUAUCAGCUCAAGGAGGGGAAGAUACUUCCUAGAUUUUAAAUUCCUGUAAAUUUACACAUUUGUCUUUGACCUUUCAAUUAAUGAUUACGAAAUGGUCAGCUGGCGGUCAUAUAUCAUCUGGAUUCAGGGCGUUUUUAUGUGAUCCUUACCUGUUUUCUUCUGAACAACAUGGCUGAGGAUUUUGGUGAUGAUCUCAUGGAUAGCUUGCACAUGUCCCCACGGCAAAAGAUACAGAUCUGUAAAGCUAUGAUAGAAGCACAUCCGAACCAUAAUGGAUUUUCACCAAGCAGGAGCAGCUUCGGUGAUUCCUCAGGCAUAGAACCUCAGGAUGCAGAUUACUUAUAUGUUCCCCAGCUCAGUGAUGAGCUAGAGGUCUUGAUCUUGGCUCGAUUUCCUAUAUCGGAGUAUUGGAAACUCUACUUACUAAACAAGAAUUUCUUACAUCUUCUGAGGAGUGGUGAGUUAUUCAAAAUCAGGAGGGAAAUUGGGUUUAAAGAAUCAUCCAUAUUUAUGGCACCUAGUGGGGGAAAAUGUUGGUGGGCAUUUGAUAGGCUAUUCAAGUCUUGCAGAAAGCUCCCAGAGUUACCAUCAUCAGAUGGGUGCCUUAUAAGUGGAGACAGGGAAUCACUUUGUGCUGGGAGCCAAUUGAUUGUGUCAGGCAGGGAGACUGAAGGUCCUGUUGUGUGGAGGUUUGAGCUGGAAACAAGUAAGUGGUUUAAGGGUCCUUCCAUGAUUGAUCCUAGAUGUUUGUUUGCAUCUGCCACCUGCGGUACCUUUGCUUUUGUAGCUGGUGGGAUUGGGAAGAACACCAAAACCUUGAAUUCAGCUGAGAAAUAUAAUCCGGAGACCAAAUUAUGGGAGCUGCUCCCAAGGAUGCAUCAGAAGAGAAAUCUUUGCUCCGGUUGCUUCAUGGAUAACAGAUUUUAUGUCAUUGGAGGGAGAGAUGGGCAAAACAACGAACUCACUUGCGGAGAGGCUUACGAUAAGGAUAAAAAUGCAUGGGAGUUGAUCCCAGACAUGUUGAAAGAUACCACAAUUGCAACUGGCCUAUCCCCACCCCUUGUUGCCGUGGUGAACAAUGAGCUUUACGGUCUUGAAACAUCUUCCAAUGAGCUCAGGGUCUACCUCAAGAGCAGCAACACAUGGAAGAAGUUGGGACCGGUACCUGUCAGAGCAGAUCUUCAUAGGGGUUGGGGUGUGGCAUUCAAGUCUCUUGGCAAUGAGCUGCUAGUGAUUGGAUUCUCGUCUUCCGGAUCAAGUCAGGCCAUGACCAUCUACACUUGCAGCCCGCAGCCUGACACUGAGGAAUUGCAAUGGAGGUGCAUUGAGGGCUGCAGAGACCGGCUUAACUUCUUUCUUCUCAACUGUACUGUCAUGGUAGCUUGAAUCUGCACUCAACAAGCUUUCAUAGGCUUCUUUCUAAAUAAAAAUCGGAUUGUGGAAGUAGGGAAUUGUAGGAAACCUCCGAAAUUUCCUAAAGAUAAUUGGGUAAAGCUGGAGAACCCUGGUGCUUUUUUCUAUUUCUCUUGUACCUUAUUUCUUGAUCUUGGCAAGCCAGAGAAACAAGUUAAGCAUAGUUAAUACCAUGGCUCUGUCCUUCAACA
Molecule: messenger RNA, 2606 nt
Organism: Theobroma umbraticum
Lineage: Eukaryota; Viridiplantae; Streptophyta; Magnoliopsida; Malvales; Malvaceae
Product: Galactose oxidase/kelch repeat superfamily protein
Cellular component (GO): cytosol
Molecular function (GO): protein binding
Source: RefSeq, a predicted model, not a curated record